Hypoxylon fragiforme is the source of this 2778-nucleotide messenger RNA. RefSeq names its product ectonucleotide pyrophosphatase/phosphodiesterase family member 3. The coding region runs from base 166 to 2475 and encodes 769 amino acids. Lineage: Eukaryota; Fungi; Ascomycota; Sordariomycetes; Xylariales; Hypoxylaceae. Gene Ontology annotation, biological process: nucleoside triphosphate metabolic process. The record is from RefSeq and is a predicted model, not a curated record. Gene Ontology annotation, molecular function: nucleoside triphosphate diphosphatase activity; ribonucleoside triphosphate phosphatase activity. The transcript is spliced from 4 exons.
GUAUUUCCCCUGUAACGCCAGUGGCCCUGCUAAACUUGCGCCCUGCAUCUUUAGAUUUUCUGACAGAGACAGAUUUAUUUUCAACGUGUUUAGUAUUUAAUAUUACAACAUUCAUUAUCGACAAUCGUUUAUCACCAACCCGGCAAUGACCAGUGUCCUAUCAACAUGGCUCUCCAGCCGAUAAAUACCAAGGUUGACAGGGACGGCUACCUGCUCUCCCCCGUCAACUACGACGACGAUGCCAUAUCUCUCCAUAGCAGAAGCGAACAAGACACCGAUAGCGAAGAUGACGAAUUGCUUGCCGCUGCAAGGAACAGCCGGGAGCUGCGCGCUAGGGAUCGCUUGGUAUUGAUGGAGGAGGAAGAGUUAGAUGAACUGAUUAUUAAUUCGAGGGCUCAACAAGAACGGCGGAGGAGAGGGAGCAAUCUUUCGAUACCAAAUCCCAUACGUAUCCUCCGAGGUUAUAAUAGAGCACGAUCUUCAAGCGCGAUAGACGAUAACGGGAGUUCGGUCGAGGAUUUAAACUAUGAGAAACGUAGAAAUAGGCGGAGAAGACGUAAAGACAAGAAAGAUCGCCUACUCAAUGAGGCCCGUGAUGGUGAGGAUGGCCAAUUGAUGUAUGAAAUGGAGCAGGGUGGAUUAAAAGACGGGAGCUCCACCGGUAAUAGCAGUGACCGUGAGGGUAGCGACGAAAUCGACCGCAAACGUUUACUUCGAAUGUCUGGGUCCGAAGACUCCUCCGGUUCUAGCAUUAGACAGGUUUUUUUCCCAAACAAAAAGGCCAAGUCUACUAAAAAGAGGAAAUGGAUGAAAUGGUUACUCAUACACGCUACUAUCAUAGUAGGCGUUACUUUUAUAUCCCUCGUCAUCUGGAAGUUCACCCAGGGGAAGAAAUCAAGUCCCCGUCCCCGGAUGGUCACCAAUGGCACCGCUACCUUUUUACCGACCACUCUUAUCAUUAGUCUCGAUGGGUUCCGAGCGGAUUUUCUAAAUAGGGGUCUUACUCCUAGGCUGAAUGCCUUCAUCAAAGAAGGCGUGUCGCCGCUGUACAUGACCCCGUCCUUCCCAUCCGUGACUUUCCCCAAUCAUUACACUCUAGCAACUGGCUUAUAUCCGGAGAGCCAUGGUGUAGUGGGUAAUUCUUUCUGGGACCCAGAACUAGAAAGUGACUUCUUCUACACUGAUCCGAACAGGAGUCUUGAUCCCAAGUGGUGGGCUGGUGAGCCCUUCUGGGUCACAGCGGAAGAGCAAGGCGUUCGUACAGCUGUCCACAUGUGGCCAGGUAGUGAAGCCCAUAUUAUGGAGACGGAACCGACUUACCUGGAUAAGUAUAAUGGAAAAGAGAAACUUCCCAAGAAGGUCGCACGAAUUCUCGAAUUCCUUGAUAAGCCAGGACUCGAAGACCCAGAUGCAGACCCCAACAAUUUGAGGCCGCAGCUCAUUGCUGCCUACGUACCAAAUGUUGACGCUGAUGGCCAUCGUUAUGGGCCAAAUAGCACCGAAAUUCGGAUGACUAUCAGUGCAGUAGAUACGAUGCUUGAUCAACUCUUCCACGGACUAGAGGAGAGAAAUUUAACCGAUAUUGUGAAUGUCAUCAUCGUCUCUGACCAUGGCAUGGCUACUACGGAUAUAAACCGUAUGAUUCAGAUCGAAGAUCUAGUAGACAUGGACAAAGUUGAGCACCUUGAUGGAUGGCCAUUGGUGGGCAUCCGGCCCAAAAACCCAGAGGACUUGCAGGUUUUGUAUGACCAAGCAGCCGAGAAGGGAAAGUCCAAUCCCAACUUCGACGUCUACCUCAGAGACGAGAACAUGCCAGAGCGUUACCAUUUCAGCAAUAACAAACGUAUUGCACCAUUGUGGAUCGUGCCCAAGACCGGGUGGGCUAUUGUUGAUCGAAAGGAAUUCAAUAUCGAAGAAGCCAAGGCUAAGAACCUUGUCUUCCACCCAAGAGGACUACAUGGUUACGAUCACGAACAUCCACUGAUGAGAGCUAUUUUCGUCGCCCGCGGACCCGCCUUUCCACAUCAACCCCACAGCAAAGUAGAAGUAUUCCAAAAUAUAAAUGUUUAUAACAUCCUCUGCGACUCAGUCAGCAUGAAGGCGAUGCCGAACAACGGGACUCUACGCCUGCCACUCGAGGUCAUGGGUCUGCACGACCCAGAGACAGUGUUUGAAGAGCCGGCCGAUCCUGUUUCAGCCGCAGAAGGUGUCUCGGCCGUAGAAGACGUUUCGACCGGAGCCACAUCUACCCUUCCUGUAGCAACAGGCGCUGAGUCUACUGAACCUUCGUCAACGGUCAGUGUAGAGCCCACCGCUGAGGAUAAGCCAGUGGUAGAAACUCCAGAAGGGGCUAAGGACGAGGAUAAACCCGAGAGUCCCGACUCUCCGUGGUGGGAAAAUGCCUACGAUUGGGUGAAGGACAAGUUUGAUGGCCUUGCCGAUAAAAUAUCAGGGGCUUUUAAUGAUUCUUCUUAGAACGUUCUUAUCAUGAUACUUUAGCCCCUUUAUUGGUGUACACGUAGGUACCAGGUUCCUAUCUACCUGGGUCAGGCAUUAAUCAUCUGGAGUAUAGAGGGUUGGUUGGCACUGCUGGCGUUUUUUUCGGGUUUUCUCCGUCGCCUUGGGGUGUUCUUGGAUGGAUGGGAUACUGCUUGGUAAUGUUGUUAAUACAGCGCCUAGGUACUUAGGUAGGGGGGAAAGGGUAUUUCUUUAUAGAACUAAUAUUCGCAUCGUUGAAUUGAUUGCUAUCGUUUAGGCCUCUUACAUGCCCCCCUGAAU